Molecule: messenger RNA, 1384 nt
Organism: Diospyros lotus (date-plum)
Lineage: Eukaryota; Viridiplantae; Streptophyta; Magnoliopsida; Ericales; Ebenaceae
Exons: 9
Coding region: 172-1104 (310 amino acids)
Source: RefSeq, a predicted model, not a curated record
GUCGAUUGACAAUGGUUCGGGGAUCUACAUGCAGUAAGCCCUUUUUGUUUCCUGGAACAAAUAAGCAAUCAUUCACUGCCAGAAUCGCGAGUCGAGGAAGGGCUUCCAGUCUGGUUUGGCUUUGUUUCAAUAUACAUCAGUGGCUCAGGGAUCGUCCGGCGUAGGAGAAAGAUGAGAAAACUUGCAGCCGCCGUGUGGACGGUUCUGGUCGUCGCGUUUCGGUUCCUGCCGGGGCUGGCUCUCCCGUCCACGUCACCUGCGUUUCUCUGGUCAGCUCACCAAGAUGGAUCUUUGAGCAAUGGAGUGAAGGAAGCAGUUAAUUAUCAAAUACUCUCUUCGAAAGAUCUAGCCAAGUCUGUACUUUCUGAAGGGGGCUGGUCAGACUUACUGUGUGGGGAGAAGGAAUCUCAACUGCCUAUGGAUCUUGCAAUUCUUUUUGUUGGGAGAGAGUUACAAUCCUCGGAUAUUUCUGGAGCAAAAGAUACGGACUCAGCACUUGUUGACUUACUCAAGGUCUCUUACACAAAGGCUAACUUUUCUUUGGCGUUCCCCUAUGUUGCUUCAUCGGAGGAGGCAAUGGAAAAUUUGAUGAUUUCAGAAUUUAGAGAAACCUGUGGGCAUAAUUUUAAAUCCAGCAAAGUUGCUGUCAUGGAGUCUUGUUCUUUAGACAGUGGCAAUUAUGAAAAACUUGCAGAUUUUCGCACAGCCCAUGACUAUCUGGUUUCCAUGAAAGAGCAGAGACAGGAUGGGCAAGCAGAUCUUGUCAUAUUCUGCCAAGGGAACUCACAUUCUGAAGGUCAAACUUUCUCUGAACUUAUCAGUUCUGUGGAGCAGUCUGGGGCUAGAUAUUCCGUUCUCUAUGUUUCAGAUCCGUUUAGGUCGAUUGAAUAUCCUUCUUAUAGGGAGGUACAAAGGUUUCUUGCAGACAGUACUGCUGGAAGUGAAUCAGGCAAUGGCACUUGUGAUGGAGUUUGUCAGAUAAAAUCAUCCCUCCUGGAGGGAACCUUAGUUGGGAUUGUUUUGCUUCUGAUCCUUAUAUCAGGCCUCUGUUGUAUGAUGGGUAUUGACACUCCUACUAGGUUUGAAGCCCCCCAAGAGUCUUGAUUUGUGAUUGUUUGCACAAAAGUAACUUUCUUAUUGUGGUGCUGAUGAGAGAUCAGUCGCUUGUCACAUAGUUUCAGUGGCCAAACGCAACCUUGUAUUAUUAUUGCCAAAGGUUAUUUUCAUCGACCCGACUUCUUGUUAACUUUGUUGUUAUUGUAUUCAUUUUUGUGUUGGUGCCUUCCAUAAGUCGAUGAACCACAACUCAUCUUUUUCUUUUCCUUUAUUAGGAACAACCUUAAACAUGCAGUAUUUUAAUUACAUAUGAUUGCCUUUUAUGCAA